Messenger RNA from Brenthis ino (lesser marbled fritillary), 3477 nucleotides. The record is from the annotation of a GenBank genome assembly. NCBI's taxonomy places the organism in Eukaryota, Metazoa, Arthropoda, Insecta, Lepidoptera, Nymphalidae.
AUGAUAGUUGUGAAUAUUAAUUCUCAGGGCUUCGAUAGUGUUAUGAAUUUAGAAUACGAAAAUACAUUUGAUCAUGAUCUGUACAAAAGUGUUAUAGAUCCAAUCAAAUGUAAAGAACAACUGGAAUUUCUUCUGAGUAACAUAUCUAUGGCAAUGAAUUUCUUAGAUGCAAGUGGGAAAAUCCCAAAUGGACUUAUGGUUGGCAACUUAGCUGAUCUAGGCAGCUACUAUCAAUGUUUGAAUAUACAACAUCAACAGUCAGACAUGGAAAUACAAGGAAAAUAUUGCAUGAUACAAAUACCUAUACAGUAUAAUAAGUUCACGUCAAAUUAUGCCGGGAGUUUUACACCUUGGACGAACUUUACUGGCAGUAUGAUGGAAGACAUGAAAAAGCUAAUAGCGACACGUAGACAAGUGUCCUUAAUAUCAGGAUUUCGACAAUCUUUUUUGGCUAUACAAAACUAUACAAGCAAUUCUAACAAUGGACCAUCUAUAAAAUUAUCUUGGGGAAUAUGCAUACCAAAAGUGUGUCGAACAGACGAUUUUCUUAAUUACAUACAGCAACAAAAUAUAUCAAAUAUCGACAGGAACUUGACAUAUAAAGAACUUUUCUGUCGUUUAUCGAACGAUAAGCCAUAUAGUAUCGCUGAUUAUGUCGCUAUCGCAAUAUUCUCGUUAUUGGCGUUGAUAACAGCAAUAAGUACUUCGUAUGAUUUGUAUCAUGUGUUUGUACUACACUUAGAUAAAUCUCAAAUAAGCUCGUUGUAUCGAUGUUUUUCAAUUUACACAAAUACAACGAGGUUUUUAACAUUCAAUAAUAUUCCUGGAGCGUUGGAAUGUGUGGAUGGAAUUCGUGCGAUAUCCAUGUUGUGGGUCAUUUUUGGUCACACUUACGCCAUGACCAUGAUUACAUCAGUUUACAAUAUGACUGACGUUAUGAAGUGGUUGACAUCAUUUGGAAGUAUAUGGAUAAACUCAGCCCCAAUCACAGUGGAUACUUUUUUUACUCUUAGUGGCAUACUUUGCGUAUAUACUGUUAUUGGAAAGAUUAGUCGAAGGCGUUUCAUAUCAUCAUUACAUUUAUUCUACUUAAAUCGUCUUCUACGUUUAUUUCCAUUACUUGCUGCAGUCGUUUUACUCCAAGCUUCUAUAUUUCAUAGGAUUUCUGAUGGCCCCAUGUGGAUAAAUAAUGCACAGAUGGUAGCACUAUGUAGAAAACGAUGGUGGUCUGCUCUAUUGCAUGUACAGAAUUAUGUGAAGCCUCUUGGUAUGUGUCUCUAUCACACCUGGUACUUAUCUGUAGAUAUCCAACUCUACAUCAUCAGUCCCAUACUACUAAUUUGGCUUUUUGGCAGUAAAUGGAUGGCAUGGAGUGCAUUAGCCACAUCUGUUUUAGCCACAUUGGUUAUGUCGAGUACUUAUAGUUUCCUGUACAAUUUUUCUGCUGCAAUGGCCAAUCCCAAACAUAUAAAUGAAAUGGGCGAUUACUUUGAAGUCUAUUAUAUCAACACGUUAGCCCGAGCUCCACCUUUCGUCAUAGGGAUGAUGUACGGCUACAUAUUAAACUUGUAUAAAGGCAUGAAACUACAAAUGAAAACGAUGCUAGUAUUAACGAUAUGGACGCUAGCUUUAGGGUCAAUGGCAUUUUGUAUAUUCGCAAUCUACCCUGUGAUGCAAGUACAACACGAUAACCAGUUAUUGGACAAUUUUCUUAACGCGUAUAUGAGGGCUAUCUGGGCGUUAGCUCUUGGAUGGAUCAUUUUUGCUUGCGUUCACGGCUAUGGAGGACCUGUUAAUUGGUUUCUAUCAUUACAAGUAUGGAAACUCCCAGCGAGACUUUCCUAUGCCAUGUAUUUGAUACAUUAUCCCAUCAUAAUGUUGGCGAAUGGAAGUAUGGUGUCAUCGUAUUAUUUUACCGACGGAAAUACUUUGUACCGUGCGAUGGGAGACUUAGGAUUCACACUAAUUGCUGCGUUUAUUAUUUGUAUUACAAUUGAUGCGCCGUUCUCUACAUUACAAAAAAUAUUACUACAAGAAUAUGGGUUUGGUGUUCGUCAUAUACAGAUGAUCUGUAUGUGUUUUGUUAUGAUCACGUUGUUCAUCGCGCGGGGCAGCUUGGGAGUGGCGAUAUUAGCUAUGACUGAUGUUAGGAGGAAAAAUGAAACAAAUAUUGAUAUCUAUGAUUGGGAUAAGAAAACUCAAGGAUUGAUUCUAUCGUCGUUUUUUUGGGGCUACGCUGUUAUGCAGAUACCGGCUGGACUGCUGUCUAAGAGAUAUGGGGCCAAACCCAUCUUGCUUUUCUCGUUACUGACUAACGCAGUAAUAUGCGGCCUGCUACCAACACUUGUGCGAUUCGGGGGAUGGCAAAUAGCGUGUGCGUGUCGUGUCUUCAUGGGUCUAACGCAGGCAUGCCUGUACCCAGCAUCGCAUACAUUACUUGGCAAGUGGUUGCCGCAGCAUGAGAGGACUCUCUACACCAGCCUUGUAUAUGGAGGUUCUCAAAUCGGUAUAAUAAUAGCGAUGCCAGUAUCUGGAAUAUUAGCUGAGACCGCACUUGGGUGGAAGCUAAUCUUUUACUCUAUAUCUCUAUUUAUGGUGGUCACCGCAGGAGUGUGGGUAUUCUUUUCUGCCAACUCGCCGGGAGACCAUAGAUUGAUGACUGAUGGUGAAAGAGAGUACAUCGAGAAUGGACUUAAUGUUGCAGCUCCUAAGAUACUAAAAACUCCAUGGAAAGAAAUAUUUAUGGCAAAAGAAUUUUAUGCUAUCAUGAUGACUCAUAUCGGCUGCGCCAUUUGUUUCAUACUGUUCUUUGUUGAUAUGCCGACUUACUUGGAAAAAGCUUUACAGAUUUCUUUAAAAAAUAGUGCUUCAUUAUCUGCCUUACCUUAUAUCGGUAUGUUGAUAGGCAACGUUUCAUCGGCGGCUAUUUGUGAAAAGCUUCACAACAAAGGAUAUUUAUCGCUCGUCGCUUGCAGAAAACUAUUCAACUCCCUAGCUUUUGUGGGCAUGGCCAUCGGUCUCGCAAUAUUGUCGUUCAUUGGUCCGGAACAAAAGAGUAUAGCCAUCGUGACGCUCAUUGCAACACUUACUUUAAAUGGUUGUUUUGCUGCUGGAUUCAUUAUGUCAUUUUUGGAUAUGUCACCAAACUACGCGGGUGUGCUGCUCUCUGUAACAAACUUUGUAGCCAAUAUCGGCGGCAUUCUCACUCCAAUUGCCACCAGUUUCAUUUUACGUAACGAUCCAACAGACACAAGUGGUUGGCGUAUAGUUUUCCUCUCGGCGGCGGGAAUUGCCCUGUUCUGUAAUACAGCCUACCUAGUGUUCGGAACAGCCAAGUGUCAAGAGUGGGAUGAUCCUGACUACCUAAAUAAGAGGAAAGCUGACCCAGGUUCGAUAAAGUACUCUAUAUACAAAAAAGUUAAAAUAUUUGCUAAUACGGCAAAGCAAAACAUCAUGGAACUUGCUGCUGAAGACUUA